Durusdinium trenchii is the source of this 1053-nucleotide messenger RNA. Lineage: Eukaryota; Dinophyceae; Suessiales; Symbiodiniaceae. The record is from the annotation of a GenBank genome assembly.
AUGGGGAAGAGAUGUGCCAAAUCCAGCUGUUUAGGCCAAUCCAAGGUCUCGCUCUCCUCGCUGGCAUUUUUGGCUGCGGGUGCCUCGCGGUGCAUCAGAUUGGGUCCUGUGAAGCGGAGGCCGGCCAUGGCGCCGCAAGUGCUGAGCCUACUGUUGGUGGUGUUAGUCUUGGCUUGUGCCAACUUGCGACCAGUUUCCUUCGUGGCUCCUGGCGGCACCAAUGUCCCAUUGGCUGUCGGAAGCAGAAGUUCUAGCAGUCUUCACUUCAAGCCAGUGACAUCGGGCACAUCGUGUAGCCCUGCGGCGGUGCUGUUGGGACUGACCAGCUUGGUGGCAGCGCAGUGCCGCCGUGGCAGGCCACACGGUUCUCGGCACGUACAGUGCAGAGCUACGGUCGCCCAGUGGAACAAGCGGGUGAAGCGCAUCGAGGGUGGCCGUGCCGUGUUCGACGUCACCUUGCUGAAGCCUUUGGGGCUGACGCCGAAGAACUUCCCCAACAGACCCGGCGUGGGCAUCGCCAAGAUCAAGGAAGGUGGCAAUACCGAGUUCUGGAACAAAAAGGUCUUGCUGGAAGAUGUUCCGGGAAUGUUUGUGCUUGAGGGGGAUGAAGUGGUGGGCGUGAACGACACCAUUUGUGAAGGGAAGGACUUGGAGACCGUGUCGAAGUUGGUGAAGGAAUCUCCAGGAGACACGGUGACCUUGAAGUUAGUGCGGAACUAUUUGACCGGACCGGUGAAGAUUGUUUGGAAGCCAUCCUUGAAGAUGGGCACCUACAAACGUGGAGCUCUCCUGCGGGCCUGCGAAGAGACUCUGGGUGCCAAUGUUCGCUACUCCUGCGAAGAUGGUUGGUGUAGUUCAUGCUGGCAUGCGGAAGACAAUUACAUGACCGUGUAUCGAAUUUGCAAGAUGGACGUUCCGGAGAAAUGGGAUAAUGUGAUGCCCUUCGUGUUGCUGAGCGCUCUCGAGGUGAAAAAUACCAAGGGUGUUCUUUGCAAGAACCUCAUGCAAGCAGAUGGUGUGAAGCCACCACGUCAAGAUGGGAAAUUGGGAUAA